GUUCGAAAGACCCUCGACGGCAGGAUUGAACUCUGAGAGCUCGUUACUUCUCAAUGAAGAUUUUCCUGAAUUUUCAGGCAUUUGUAAUUACGGGUACACCUACAUGCUAGACCGCAGUUCAAUGCUUAUGAUACCAUGCAAUAAUCUUGACCGAAUAAUUUGAUCACACUAUCUACUACCUUCGAGCAACGCACGGAAAAAAAGCCGAAUCUUGCAAGGCAGUCGCUGAGAUUGGGCAAAGGUCGGAGAAGGACUAUACGGUACGAUUUGAUCGGGUUUUCCCAAACUCUGAUUCAAGGAACAAAUACUCAGAACAACGAACUAGUUCUGUAGGACCACGGAUAGAAACUUCAGUUGGUCCAACCAACAGAGCAUGAUAUUCGGGGCAAAAGAAUGUCUGGUGAAUGCGAAUCCGGCUAGAUGCGCAAAUAAAACUUGAAUGAGUUUGCUAGUACAGAAUGGCGAAGAAUGACGCCCUUCUGUCUGAAUAUGAGGGUGCUAAUGGGCAGGAGUAAGUGAGUGUUAGGUACAAGAACGAGAAAGGGAGAGGUUAGGAGAGACAUGGACUUCGAGGAGUUUGUGCAUUGCAAGCAAUUUGCGUUUCGAGUUGAGACUGUGAAGACGUCACAUUCGGGUGUGAGGAUAGGGUUUCGGUCGACUCCUCACCAGAACACACCAACUGACAUAUUGAGACAGCUCGUGCCUCGGCAGGGUUGGAUCACGGAAGAAUUGACAGUGGUACAAUUACGGAUGGAAACCCGAGGAGUACUGAUGCGUGGACUUGAUCCAUGUGGUGGACUGAAAUGCUUAAGGGAAGGACCAAACGAGACGAUCAAGCAAUCGACUGAAGUGGUGGCGAAUGGGUAA
Messenger RNA from Marchantia polymorpha subsp. ruderalis, 867 nucleotides. NCBI's taxonomy places the organism in Eukaryota, Viridiplantae, Streptophyta, Marchantiopsida, Marchantiales, Marchantiaceae. The record is from the annotation of a GenBank genome assembly.